GAACUGAAGGCCAUGCAGAAGUUUUUUGGUCUGGAGGUCACGGGUAAGCUGGACUCGAACACUCUUGAGACGAUGAAGCAGCCACGCUGUGGAGUCACUGAUGUGGCCAGAUAUGAACACUUCCAGGGGAGGCCCAGGUGGAAGCAGAGCAUUGUAACAUACAGAAUAACUGAAUAUACAUCAAAGCUGAGCAAGAGAGAGGUGGACGCCACCAUCUCUAAUGCUUUCCAGCUCUACAGUGAUGUUAUUCCACUUGACUUCAAACAGAUCUACAGCGGCACAGCUGAUAUCAUGAUUCUCUUCAAAGCAGGAUAUCAUGGAGAUUUUUACCCAUUUGAUGGGCCUAAUGGGGUUCUGGCCCAUGCCAACGCACCCGGUCCAGAGCAGGGAGGAGACACACACUUUGAUGAGGAUGAGAGGUGGACCUUAAGUUCACGAGAUAUAAACCUGCUUUUGGUGGCUGCUCAUGAAUUCGGACAUGCACUGGGACUAGAGCACUCCAAUGACCCUUUGGCUCUCAUGUAUCCAACUUACCAAUACAUCAACACGGAUGGCUAUACACUUCCCCGUGAUGACCGACUUGGGGUCCAGGCCCUGUAUGGAGUUAGAACAUCAACAAAUAAACCUGAACCAAAACCAAAUCCUGGACCGAGCCCACCAGAACCAUGUAAACGUGACUUGGUGUUUGAUGCAGUGACCAGCAUCCGUGGAGAACUGUACUUCUUUAAAAAUGGAUAUUACUGGAAGAAGGGCUACUAUAGUGGACUUUCAAUGCAUGAAAUAAAAUCUACCUGGCCAUCCAUUGACUCUGUUGAUGCUGGUUAUGAGUUCAGUGGCAGAGACAUUAGUUUCCUCUUCAAAGGUCAGCAGUACUGGGCAGUAAAAGGCAGAACUACUUUACCUGGAUAUCCCAAACCCAUAACCAAAUUCGGGUUUCCCACAUACGUGAGAAAGAUUGAUGCAGCUGUAUAUGUAAAAUCAACUGGGCGCACUUUGUUUUUUGUUGGAACCAAAUACUGGAGCUUCAAUGAAAGAACAGCUCAAAUGGACAGAGGCUUUCCUAAAACUAUUCAACAUAAUUUCCCUGGCAUUGGGUCACGGGUGGACGCUGCUUUUGAAAAUGAUGGUUAUCUGUAUUUCUCAGAGGGUUCAAGGCAAACGGAGUAUAAAAUAACUGAAUAUACAUCAAAGCUGAGCAAGAGAGAGGUGGACGCCACCAUCUCUAAUGCUUUCCAGCUCUACAGUGAUGUUAUUCCACUUGACUUCAAACAGAUCUACAGCGGCACAGCUGAUAUCAUGAUUCUCUUCAAAGCAGGAUAUCAUGGAGAUUUUUACCCAUUUGAUGGGCCUAAUGGGGUUCUGGCCCAUGCCAACGCACCCGGUCCAGAGCAGGGAGGAGACACACACUUUGAUGAGGAUGAGAGGUGGACCUUAAGUUCACGAGAUAUAAACCUGCUUUUGGUGGCUGCUCAUGAAUUCGGACAUGCACUGGGACUAGAGCACUCCAAUGACCCUUUGGCUCUCAUGUAUCCAACUUACCAAUACAUCAACACGGAUGGCUAUACACUUCCCCGUGAUGACCGACUUGGGGUCCAGGCCCUGUAUGGAGUUAGAACAUCAACAAAUAAACCUGAACCAAAACCAAAUCCUGGACCGAGCCCACCAGAACCAUGUAAACGUGACUUGGUGUUUGAUGCAGUGACCAGCAUCCGUGGAGAACUGUACUUCUUUAAAAAUGGAUAUUACUGGAAGAAGGGCUACUAUAGUGGACUUUCAAUGCAUGAAAUAAAAUCUACCUGGCCAUCCAUUGACUCUGUUGAUGCUGGUUAUGAGUUCAGUGGCAGAGACAUUAGUUUCCUCUUCAAAGGUCAGCAGUACUGGGCAGUAAAAGGCAGAACUACUUUACCUGGAUAUCCCAAACCCAUAACCAAAUUCGGGUUUCCCACAUACGUGAGAAAGAUUGAUGCAGCUGUAUAUGUAAAAUCAACUGGGCGCACUUUGUUUUUUGUUGGAACCAAAUACUGGAGCUUCAAUGAAAGAACAGCUCAAAUGGACAGAGGCUUUCCUAAAACUAUUCAACAUAAUUUCCCUGGCAUUGGGUCACGGGUGGACGCUGCUUUUGAAAAUGAUGGUUAUCUGUAUUUCUCAGAGGGUUCAAGGCAAACGGAGUAUAAUUUCAUCUUAAGACGAGUGAAUCGUGUUCUGUUGAACUAUGGAUGGCUGGACUGCUACUAA
Messenger RNA from Sinocyclocheilus grahami, 2235 nucleotides. It is a transcript of the gene mmp30, whose product is annotated as matrix metallopeptidase 30. Bases 13 to 2235 code for a protein of 740 amino acids. Gene Ontology annotation, biological process: extracellular matrix organization; proteolysis; collagen catabolic process. The transcript has 17 exons. Gene Ontology annotation, molecular function: metalloendopeptidase activity; zinc ion binding. The record is from RefSeq and is a predicted model, not a curated record. Gene Ontology annotation, cellular component: extracellular matrix. Lineage: Eukaryota; Metazoa; Chordata; Actinopteri; Cypriniformes; Cyprinidae.